AUGGCUUUUGUCAGUGCACUGUUAAUGCUGCUGCCUGUUGCAUGGUCAUGCAUUCCCCAAAAAGCAGAUUAUGUUAUGGUGUCAUGUUUCCCUAAUGCCAUAAUUGCCAACGUCCCAGAGUGUCCUUACGGCUGGGAGAUUGAACACUUGUCUCUCGGUGGAGUCUGUUACAAUGGAAUACACAGCCCAGGUUACUACCGCUUCAUCAUCCCAGAUCUCACACCCAAAAAUCACUCUUACUGUGGGACUCAGUCUGAGUACAUGCCCGGCAAAGACCCCAAAUACAUCUUCUACAACUCCAUUGUGUCCAACGAUACUUCACUGACAGUCAGAAACCAACCUGUGAACUACACCUUCAGCUGCACGUACCGAGCAGCCUAUCUGGUUAAUAAUGCUGUCUUUAGCCAAAGAGUGGCUACAGUUUAUGUCAACAAUGGGAGUUUAGGCACUUUUAGAUCACAGUUGUCUAUGAAUGUGUUCACGAAUUCAAAGUUCCUGUAUGCCAAGGACGCUCCCUAUGUGAUUGAUACCUCUGAGAUAGGCUCUGAAGUAUUCAUUGGCAUCGAGGCAAAAGGUCUAAGUAACAGAUUCAAAGUUGUGAUAAACAACUGCUGGGCCACUCCUUCACCUUACUCCACAGACAGGAAAAGGUGGAGCCUCAUCAUUAACAGCUGCUCCUCUGACAACACUGUGACUAUUUUUGAGAACGCCAAAGACAGCCGCUCGAUGUUCAAGUUCAACUCUUUCCGCUUCCAGCGGCAGGAGAAGGUGUCCACUGUUUGGCUUCACUGUGAGGUCCAGGUCUGUGAUGGAGAAAGGAUCAUCUGUCAGCCAAGCCCCUGCUCUGUGAGGAGUUUGUCAUCAGAGGUAGACCCAAAUGGGGGGAUCCUUACUGCUGAAUUUCACAUUAAAGGUAAUCAGUCUUCUAAUAAUGGACACAUAACAGGCGUCUCAGUGCUCAUCCUGCUGGUGGUCCUGAUAAACACAUGUUAUGAUUUCAUCAAUGGAUCAAGAAUUUUAUAA
Molecule: messenger RNA, 1023 nt
Organism: Pelmatolapia mariae (spotted tilapia)
Lineage: Eukaryota; Metazoa; Chordata; Actinopteri; Cichliformes; Cichlidae
Gene: tectb
Product: tectorin beta
Exons: 10
Coding region: 1-1023 (340 amino acids)
Cellular component (GO): cell surface
Molecular function (GO): extracellular matrix structural constituent
Source: RefSeq, a predicted model, not a curated record